GGGAAAUUCAUCGAGACGCGGGAUGAAUGGAGAUGAUGACGUGCCUCCGAUUACAAUUCCUCUAGGGCACCAGACGAGCACGAGCAGCCUGUUGACGCUGCCGCAGAUGCGUCCUCUGGUGGGAGAUUAUCCCGAGGACUUCAUCUUUCGGGUCGAGGACACCAGAUCACGAUCUUUGGCAUUGGACUUUAUGGGAGUUUCAGGACUUGAAGCCGAGGAUAAGCAUGUUGACAGAACGGUUGCGGAUGACUAUCUGAGUAGCUUUCUCGCUUUAGUACAUGCCUUUCACCCCAUUCUUGACCGCGAUCAACUUCUGGCCAGCUACGAAGACGUCAUGCGGGAGGGCCUCGGUUCGGACGUUAGGUCGGCCCUCUUCUUGGCCGUUUUGGCUCUUGGGGCCACUGCGUCCGACCCCAUCGACGAUGAAAGGGACCACGAGAAUGGAAACACGGGCGAUGCCUGCAUGCAGAGGGCGCUCCGGAUUCUGGUGCCCGCGUGGAUGAUCUCCUUCAGUGGCGACAUUCAGCUCUCGCAAGGCUUGAUAUUGUGCGCGCUGUACUUUACGUACGUGGUGCAGCCGUUGACGGCUUGGAGGCUGAUUAAUAUGGCGUCGAGCAGCAUACAGCAGCUUUUAAUUCGGCAAGUUGUGCCGUUCCUCCUCAGUGGUAAAGGAUAUAGUCGACGAGGAUUUGCUGACCGUUGGAACCAUAAUAGUGAUAUCCUAGCUGAGUUCCACCAGCCACGGAGCGGCAUCGAUGUCCUUGUUGAUCGCAUGCCGUUCCCCAACUACGGGACUAACCCCAAACUGGAGCAUCUUUGCGUUCUCGCUGAGAUAUCAGCUCGCUCUCUUCUCAACCGCAUGCAUCACGCCAUCUACUUUACCGACAGCCUCACCAUAUACGCGGGUCGCGCUCUUGACUCGCUCGCCUCAUCAGCCUCAGAUACGCCUCAUCCAGAUGCGUCCCUGCUGAGGAUUUGUAGCGAACUCAACUUCCAGCUUGAAAGGUGGUAUGAAGCCCUUCCGGUGGACAUCAAGCCCGACUUGUUCGAUCGCACACCAGGAAACAGGCAGGCGUGCAUACUGCGACUGCGCUACUGGUCGGCGAAGCAGAGCAUCUUCAGGCCUUUUGUCGUGUACGCCACGGGGUCCUCAUUCGACAGCGGAGGAGCAGAGGUGCCGUCGUCGGUAAUAUCUCAGUGCAAGGUGUGUCUGGCGGCGUGUCGAGCUUUCCUUCACGGAGCGGGAUAUCUGCUCAUGGAGAGGACGCCGUACACGUAUAGCUCGCUGCAGUUGUAAGU
This is a messenger RNA of Trichoderma citrinoviride, 1299 nucleotides long. RefSeq lists its product as hypothetical. The transcript is spliced from 2 exons. Bases 23 to 1297 code for a protein of 424 amino acids. The record is from RefSeq and is a predicted model, not a curated record. NCBI's taxonomy places the organism in Eukaryota, Fungi, Ascomycota, Sordariomycetes, Hypocreales, Hypocreaceae. Gene Ontology annotation, molecular function: zinc ion binding; DNA binding. Gene Ontology annotation, biological process: DNA-templated transcription.